This is a messenger RNA of Arthroderma uncinatum, 1965 nucleotides long. RefSeq lists its product as uncharacterized. The coding region runs from base 1 to 1965 and encodes 654 amino acids. Gene Ontology annotation, cellular component: nucleus. Gene Ontology annotation, biological process: mitotic DNA damage checkpoint signaling; protein phosphorylation. The record is from RefSeq and is a predicted model, not a curated record. Gene Ontology annotation, molecular function: ATP binding; protein serine/threonine kinase activity. NCBI's taxonomy places the organism in Eukaryota, Fungi, Ascomycota, Eurotiomycetes, Onygenales, Arthrodermataceae. The transcript has 4 exons.
AUGAGUACAAUACAAAACCUCAAGAACUUCAUCCGCCAUGGGAAACAGGCGCGUAUGUCUGUUGCCCACGGUGAACCCACCACAAACGUCACAGCCGUCCACGCAGAGCCCCAGCGGAAGCCACAGCCGCAGUACCAGCCCGGUAUGGCGACCGGCACACUCGACGCUAUCGACCAGCACCAGCGCUCGAACAAGGCCUCGUCGACCGCUACAAAACCCCAGACCCGCGUCCACGAGCAUGAGAUCGAGCAGAUUGUGGCGGAGGAGAAGCUCAGCCGUUCCAAACUGCCCAAUUACCCUGGCCUUGAGCGAUGGACUCUCGUCGAGAAGAUGGGCGAUGGCGCCUUUAGUAACGUAUAUCGCGCCCAGUACAAGUCCGGACAGUCGGGAGACGUCGCCAUCAAGGUCGUCAGGAAGUUCGAGAUGAGCUCCAAGCAGGGCGAUAAUCACCUUCACCCGAGCAUCAAGAAGAAGCAGGUGGAGCGCGCGAGUAUUCUCAAAGAAGUCCAAAUAAUGCGCCAACUUGACCAUCCUAACAUCGUAAAAUUGAUCGAAUUCUCUGAAUCGCCCCAGUUCUACUACAUCGUUCUAGAAUUAUGCCCUGGUGGCGAACUGUUCCAUCAGAUCGUUCGCUUGACCUACUUCAGCGAAAACCUGUCCCGUCAUGUUAUUUUGCAAGUUGCUAAAGCCAUAGAAUACCUACAUGAAGAAUCUGGAGUCGUCCAUCGCGAUAUCAAACCAGAGAACCUGCUCUUCUAUCCAGCACCCUUCACCCCAACAAAAAACCCCAAACCUGUUGCCCCCGGCGAUGAAGAUAAAGUCGAUGAAGGUGAAUUUACCCCUGGUGUUGGCGCGGGCGGCAUCGGUGUCAUAAAAGUUGCAGACUUUGGUCUCUCAAAGGUUAUCUGGGAUAGUGAAACAAUGACUCCCUGUGGUACUGUCGGUUAUACGGCCCCUGAAAUCGUCAAAGAUGAACGCUACUCCAAGUCAGUUGAUAUGUGGGCAUUAGGCUGUGUUCUAUACACUCUACUCUGUGGCUUUCCGCCCUUUUACGAUGAGUCGAUCCAGGCUUUGACCGAAAAGGUCGCGCGUGGCCAAUAUACCUUCCUUUCACCAUGGUGGGAUGAAAUCUCCAAGUCCGCCCAGGACCUGGUCUCACAUCUCCUCACUGUUGACCCCGAUAAGCGAUAUACCAUCAAAGAAUUCCUUGCUCACCCAUGGAUUAGACAGACGGACGAAGAAACGACUGCUGCCGACGAUGCCCCUCCCCUCGCCACCCCACUUGUUUCCAAUGUCAACAAGAUCCUCGAGGCCCCACUCACUGGCAUCGAUCCCAAUUCUCGUCGCGCUGACUUCCGCUCCCCUGGCGCGAUGAACCUACGCGAAGUCUUCGAUGUCGGAUAUGCAGUCCAUAGACAAGAAGAGGAAGCCAAACGCCGCAAGGCUGGUUUCAAGGUCGGAUACAGAGGUGCAGCCCUCGACCCGCUCAGCGAAGUAGAACAUGUCGACCAGCAACAAGAGUACGGUGGCGAUGACGCCGAGUUCCAAGGCGAAAUGCAUUACUACGACCAAGGAAGUAACGCCGCGGCAACCCUCCCUUAUAGCAAAGCUCAACCAGGACAACAGCUACAACAACAACCACGCGCAGGAUACAACCCUGACGUAGCAGCGGUUGAAAACAAACUACGAGGUACUAAUAUCAGCACAGGCCAGCAACAACAGCAGAUGAGUGCAGCUGCACAGGCCCGUCGCGCAGCUGGCGCAGCUACUGCUACAAAACAGCCACAGCAGCGAGGUCGCCAGCAAUACCAGCAAGGUGGUUACGGCCAGCACAGUGCAGCGGUGGCAGCUGCAGCACGGGAGAACGCCGCUCGGUCGGCGCAGCAGCCAUUCGAGCUUAGCCUAGAUAACGCUACGUUGCUGGGGAGGAGGGGGAGGAGGAUGGCUGGACAACCUGUUUCGUGA